CGAAAAAAUAGAAAAUCAUUAAAAAUGUAACGAAAUCAAUUGAAACCGUAAAAAAAUUGUUAAAGAACUGAACUUUUAUUUGUUUGUAUUUUUGAUGUUGGAUCUGAACUGUGAUUGCCAAGCAAAACAAAAAAAAAAACCUAUUAAACUUCUAACCGAAAAAAAAUAUUGAAACAAGCUUUGAAAGUUAAAUGUUAGAAGAGUACCGAGUGUGAUAACAAAUAAAUUUUACCUAAAUACAAAAGAAAAAGAUAACGAAAAUUCCUAGUGCAAUUAAAUUGAGUGCAAUUUUUAAAGAAGUGGAAGACGAAAAAGCAGAAGUUUUCAAAACCUACCCCAAAAAACACCCCCGCAAACUCCUAUUUUUGGGCCAGAAAAAUCAAUGUUCAACAUUUAGCCCAUAAAAUACAACAAUAAAACUAAAAUUUUAUAUAACUACAACAAUAACAACAACACAGAGAAGUACAAAAAAAAAAAACGCAAAGGUUCCGGUAAUCAAUGCCAUUGGAGUUUCGAAGAAGCAACAACAACAACACCAAAGCACGCACAAACAAGUUGGCAAGCAGGCAGGCACCUAGAAGCAGCAGGAGCCACACAUAGUCAUGAUACGUGCCACUGCCAGCAGCAGUAGUAGUAGUGGCCUACCAAAAUCAUCCUCAUCCUUGGGCUCUCAGGACGAUUUGGUAGUGGUGGUGGCCCAGCAAGGCCAUGAACAAGCACAGCUGCAGCAACAACAACAACACCAACAUCAAACUAAAACUCAUCAUCACAUUGAAGUUGUUGGCGACAAUGAUACUAGCUUCGAAAUCGAUGAACCCGAAGAUGAAGUGGUUGACCAAGACAUUGAAAGACAGCAGCAGCAGCAGCAGCACAAUGGCCACGAGGCUCCAACAUCAAGUCACAGCAGCGACUCCGAUGAUGAUGACGACGACGAUGUGUCCGACAAUAAAAGCCUAAGUACACCCACAAAUGAGGCCCGCACUCCGAAAUAUAUUUUGGGGCGCAGGAUCUCAGGCAAUGGUGUCAGGAAAAAAGGCCAAUCGGCAGCCACAACAACAGCCUACAUAGAAAAUGAGAAAUUUCCUCAGGCUGUAGUUAUUGCCCUGCCGCAAGGAUCUCAGCACACAAGUAGCACCACAUUCCGGGCCUGUGUCCAUGACAAUGGCCCGGGCCAGGUGGACUAUGAUGAUGAUGCGGCAGAAGACGAAGAGGAGGGUUCCAAUGAAGAUCUUAGCGAUAACUCUUGCGAUGAUUCCUACACAUUUUCUUCCACGCCCACCACAGCUGAUGUGGCCGAUGUUUCAGCAGCGGCGGCUGCAGCUGCCCUGCAGCGCUACAACAGUCAGGGUAGUGGUAGCCGGGGUAGUAAUGCCAGUUCCCACAAAGUCCAGCCCCAGAUACAUUUACCCACAACUCAUCAUCAGCAGCAGCAGCAUCAUCAUCUCCACACAGCUAGCCACAUGGAUGACAAUAUCUCAGGUUCUUUGGCCACUACAACAACAACCACUGAAAUUGAUUUAGACAAUACAACAACAAGAACAACUGCAUCACCUGCCCACACAACAGCCACAACAACAACAACCGCAACAGGAACUUCACAACGUCUGUUAACACAUCGUUCAUCCAUUGCCACCGCCUCGGCUGCCCCACCACCACCGCCGCCCAUUGCUCCCACACAUCGCCGCGUUAAUUCCACAGUCCUCAGUGUGCCCACAAUGCUGUUGACACAUCCCAGUGCCGCCUUACAAGAAAAUAUUACCAUAAAAGGUUCGACAUCAUUGGAUUUGCCCACAAGCCUAAUUGGCGGCAAUGGCAUUGUGGUGGGCAGUGGCAGUCGUCGCCAUCAUCAACGUUCCUUAUCGGCGGCCUCACAUCGUUCGGUAAUCUCACAACAUUCGGUGCAUACGGCGAAUACAACGCUGUCCAUAACGGAGCCGAAAAGUCGUAUUUGGAGUUCGUUAACAUGGAUAUGUUUGCGAUUUCAGAGUUCUGGAAUUGGAGCGCCAAGUGUGCAUCAUGCCAUGGUUGUGAUAUUUUUAGAAUUUUUUGCCUGGGGCCUACUAACAAUGCCAGUUAUAUCGGUGUUAAAUCAAACCUUUCCCGAACACACAUUCCUCAUGAAUGGUCUAGUCAUGGGCAUUAAAGGCAUCCUAUCAUUCCUAAGCGCCCCCCUUAUUGGUGCUCUCUCAGAUAUCUGGGGUCGCAAAUUUUUUCUACUCAUAACAGUAUUCUUCACCUGUGCUCCGAUACCUCUGAUGACAAUAAAUACCUGGUGGUUUUUUGCUAUGAUCUCAAUUAGCGGCAUCUUUGCGGUGACAUUUUCGGUGGUGUUUGCCUAUGUGGCCGAUGUGACGACCGUGGAGGAGCGUUCACGUGCCUAUGGUUUGGUGUCGGCAACAUUUGCUGCCAGUUUGGUUAUAUCUCCCGCUCUUGGUGCUGUACUAAUGGAACGAUAUAGCGAUACAUUAGUGGUGGCCUUGGCCACAGCCAUAGCAGUAUUAGAUGUGUUCUUUAUAUUGGUGGCUGUACCAGAAAGUUUGCCAGACAAAGUGAGGCCUUCGUCAUGGGGUGCUCCCAUCAAUUGGGAACAGGCAGAUCCCUUUGCUGCUCUGCGUAAAGUUGGCACAGAUCACACGGUGCUAAUGCAAUGUGUUACGGUGCUAUUAUCCUACCUGCCCGAAGCUGGCCAAUAUUCUUGUAUAUUUGUCUAUUUGAAAUUGAAAAUGGGUUUCAAUACGAUGGAAGUGGCGAUAUUUAUAGCUGUUGUCGGUAUACUCAGUAUCAGUGUCCAAGUAACGCUGGGCUGUUUUAUGAGAAAAAUCGGAGCGAAACGCACAAUUAUAUUGGGCUUGAUACUGGAAAUGACACAGCUAUUUUGGUAUGGCUUUGGCAGUAAAAAGUGGAUGAUGUGGGCAGCUGGUAUUUUGGCAGCUCUUGGUUCUAUAACAUAUCCGGCUAUAAGUGCUUUUGUGUCAAUACAUUCGACAGCAGAUAGUCAAGGUGCUGUACAGGGCAUGGUAACUGGGAUGCGAGGCCUUUGCAACGGCCUGGGACCGGCCAUGUUUGGUGUUGUUUUCUAUCUAUUCAAUGUCGAUUUGAAUAAUGAACAAUCGGUGGCCAGCAGCAGUGAGGAGAUUACCGAAGACAGUUGGUUUACAUAUCCGGGGCCGCCGUUUAUUUUCGGCGGCCUAAUGGUGAUAUUGGCCAUACUGGUGGCGGUGUUUAUACCCGAGGUGCAUGGUGAGACGACACUGCAUCGGACGCCAAGCGUAAAGAGACGGGCUUCUGUAGAUUUGCAAUAUGAAGUGGAAGGCGGUCACAAACCAACAACUCCUUUAAUGCGUUCCGAUUCGUUGGCGCAACUCUAGUAUUGUUACCUAAAAAUAAGAAAUUAUCAUGUUGAAUUGUAAGCUUAAAAAAAGA
Molecule: messenger RNA, 3423 nt
Organism: Musca domestica (house fly)
Lineage: Eukaryota; Metazoa; Arthropoda; Insecta; Diptera; Muscidae
Product: hippocampus abundant transcript 1 protein
Exons: 9
Coding region: 603-3368 (921 amino acids)
Biological process (GO): transmembrane transport
Cellular component (GO): membrane
Molecular function (GO): transmembrane transporter activity
Source: RefSeq, a predicted model, not a curated record